GUGCAGCAAAAACAAUGGGAAGGCCAAAACCAGAAGACUCAAUUCGACAUUUCAGCCAUCCACAUCCAUUGUUCAACUCAUCUCUCAAUCCUCAAGCCAACUCUUCUUCUUCUUCUUCUUGCGUGGUUUGCAAGUUAAAGCUCCUCAAUCUUCCUUCAUACACAUGUAAACCAUGCAACUUCCACAUCCACCUAAACUGCUCCGAGUUACCUCAAAAGAUCAGACACCCUUUCGACAGAAACCAUCUCCUGUCUCUCAUCUCCUCUCCAAAAUACCAAGAAGGGACAUUCCGCUGUGACGCAUGCGGCAAAAACGGUGACGGAUUCGCUUACCACUGUGGAGACUGCGGUAUAGAUCUUCACACGGUUUGUGCCAACAUGCCUUCUCGUGUCACGCACCAAUCUCACCCUCACCACCAACUUUCAUUAACGUUUUCCAUGCUGCCUCCGGGCGGGUCCGGAUCCGGAUCAAGAUCCGCUGCGGUGGCUAGCUUCCGCUGGUGCCAAGGACUCGGGUCUAACUCGUGGCUCUAUAGCUGUAAAGAGUGUGGUGGAUUCGAUGCUCAUUUGUUGUGUGCUAGAAAGAAACUGGCUAGUCCAACAAAUAUGGUCCAACAUGGUCCAAACCGGCCGAUGCAACCGCACUCUAUCGCCACGACGCCGUUUGUUAAUGUUCCUAGUCCAGUUUUUAAUAAUCCUUAUCCGUUGGGGACUCCAACAAUGAGUCCUAUCAUUAGACCUAUGAUUAAUGAGAUGAUUAAUAAUCUUGUAACCAAUACGCCACAAAGUCCAAGCCAAGUUUCUCAGCUUCUUGAUUUGCUCGGACCAUUUGGACUUGGAGGUGGAUCCGGUUCUUCUUCGUCUUCCGGUUAUCUAGGGUUUGACCCAUCGGUUUUCCAAUCUGUUAACCAACCAUUUGGACUGGGAGGUGGAUCCGACUCUUCUUUAUCUUCCGGUUAUCUAGGGUUUGACCCGUCGGUUUUCUCAUCUGUUGGCCAACCAUUUGGACUGGGAGGUGGAUCCGGUUCUUCUUCAUCUUUUGGUUAUCUAGGGUUUGACCCGUCGGUUUUCUCAACUGUUAACCAACCAUUUGGACUGGGAGGUGGAUCCAGUUCUUCUUUAUCUUCCGGUUAUCUAGGGUUUGACCCGUCGGUUUUCCCAUCUGUUGACCCUUCAGUGUUUGCUGGUUUCGAUCCUUCCUUGCUUUCAACGUUGUUCUCCGGACUUGGUUUUUUAUCCUAA
Molecule: messenger RNA, 1241 nt
Organism: Brassica oleracea var. oleracea
Lineage: Eukaryota; Viridiplantae; Streptophyta; Magnoliopsida; Brassicales; Brassicaceae
Source: RefSeq, a predicted model, not a curated record